Molecule: messenger RNA, 438 nt
Organism: Haplochromis burtoni (Burton's mouthbrooder)
Lineage: Eukaryota; Metazoa; Chordata; Actinopteri; Cichliformes; Cichlidae
Product: HLA class II histocompatibility antigen, DR alpha chain-like
Biological process (GO): antigen processing and presentation of exogenous peptide antigen via MHC class II; immune response; peptide antigen assembly with MHC class II protein complex
Cellular component (GO): MHC class II protein complex; membrane
Molecular function (GO): MHC class II protein complex binding
Source: RefSeq, a predicted model, not a curated record
UGUGAUGAUCUACACCAGAGAUGAGGUGGAGUUUGGAGAGGAGAACACUCUGAUCUGUCACGUGACUGGUUUCUAUCCUGCUCCUGUCAACGUCUCCUGGACCAAGAACAGACAGAAGGUCACAGGAUCCAGCAUCAACGUUCCCUAUCCCAACAAAGAUGGGACCUUCACCCAGAUCUCCAGACUGCAGUUCACCCCACAGCUGGGAGACAUCUACAGCUGUGCAGUGCAACAUCUGGCCCUGACAGAACCACUGACCAAGAUCUAUGAGGUGGAGGCGUCCGCUCGCUCUGAUCCAGGUGUUGGACCCUCUGUGUUCUGUGGAGUGGGUCUGACUCUCGGUCUGGUCGGUGUGGCUGCUGGAACCUUCUUCCUCGUCAAAGGAAACGAGUGCAGCUGAUUGGCUCACGGUGACUGAUGUCAUCAUGUUUACAGAGC